AGUCCGUCUGAAAAUCCCUCAUUUCUGCCUCACGACUGUCAGAGGCUGAGACCCCCAUGGACUCUGAGCCACAGCACAGGCCAAGUUUUCCCUGCACCUGUUGUCACUGGACCAAGACGCCCUCCUCAGGGACCCAUGCAUGAAACAAUGGGGACUGUUACGGUUUCUGGCCAUGUUUGCUAAGGGGUGUUUCUGUACUGACCGUACUUGGUAAGACCUGAGCUGCACCGCUCCCCCUAUUGUGAAAGAACACCUGCGAUACCCACGAAACCGACCCCCCUUCCUGGCAUCUUGCCUCUCGCUUCGAAAAGAACUAUAACAACCCCACCAGAAGAGCAGGCUUCUGAGGCCUCCCCUUCGGACGACGGCUCCAUUGACCUACGUGCCACGGAGACUGCGAAGGUGGUCUGUUGGCAACGACGUCACGAGGACUCCCGUCUGUCAGUUGUGGCAGAUUUUUUGUUGUGUUUGCUUUCAACAGAUGGCUGAAAGAAGAUGACACGGACCGUGCUAAAGCUAGUGAUUCUUCUCUGCGCCCUUCUACAACUCCGUGGCCAAGAACCAGCUGAGUGGCCAUGGACCGAAGCCACCUACAGACACACCACCACCAUGGGGUCUUACUCCAGCCUCGGAGGACGUCGCCCGACCUUGGCAACGGUGGUACUGCACAACUCUGAACCGUAUCGGCCAAGUGAAUGGAGGUGGGAUCGGAAUGCUCAAUCGCACGCCUUGAGUGGAACCAUAGGUGAAAAGAUCCAGGUGUCAUGCAGAAAGGUAGAAGGGUCUCUUUAUGAAAAGGCUUCCCCAGUUACAGUUUCUGGAAAAUUUUUUGAGCCAAGAGAAAUGAAAGCUUUACACCCCAAACUCACUGCAGAAUUUUGUUCCACAACUAAAUGGAAAUGCAUUAAACAAAUUCCCCUUAGAAUAUGCUGCCGUCACACACAGGAUCCUAAGGUUGACAAUGCAGUAAUUACAAAAGAGUGCAAAACUGAACCUGCCGACUGCUGGUAUAAUUUUACCCUAACUCAAACAAUGGAUGUAUCAUGUAGUUGGUUCAAUAACUCGGCAAACAGGUUAGGUCUGAGAGGCUUAGCACAUAAAUUUAGAAUAAAUGCCAUGGCUAGGCCCAUACUGAGAACAACAGCACCAUCUGUCAUAGAAGUAACAGAGAGCACACCCAUUACAUCCCGAACCGUAGAAACAACUCAGAGCACUCCUAUCACAUCCCGAAUGGUAAAAACAGUAGAAAGCACUUCCAACCGCUCAACCACACCACAAAUAGUACACACAAUCACACCGCAAAAGGUAGCAACAACAUCUCAAAAGACAGAGAUAACUACCUUCAACUAUUCUGUCACUCCCAACUCACAAAACCUAAUUAACACCGAAUGGCCAUGGUCCCAAGCUUUUACUCACUUUACUGGAUCCAUGGGAAAUGUGAAAGGUUUGAACCUGUUAACUGUUGUUAUGCAUGAUAAUCAAGUGUACACUGGGUGGGAGUGGGAACACCGAGAUAGGAUUUGGCAACUACAAGGGAGGAUAGGAGAGAGAAUUAGUAUAGGCUGUCGGAUGAUUAAUGGAACUGUUCAACACAAAGCAAAUCAAAUUACUGUUACAACAGACCAGGCAAGGUACGGCAAGGUUUGCACGUCCCCUAGAAUACAGGAUUGUUGGUAUGAUUUUUUCUUAACACAAACUGUAGAAGUAGUUUGUCUUUGGGCCAGCGAUGAUGAUGGGCUCUCUGUAAAGUUUAAAAUAAAUGCUGUAGCUCAGCCUGUUACUGUCAGCCCUAGCACUCAAGCAAAACCACCAGUUGCACUAAGCCCAAAAAUCUUCAAAAUUGGACCAUAUAUAAUCAGGAAAACAGGCCAACAACAAUUAUUGUUCAAUCCGACAUGGUCUCUUAAACAAGUUAAGUUAUUGGUGCAAACUAACGUCUCUGAAAUUCAGCCUGCUUGUUCACCUUUCCUGCAAACUUCUUUUGAAGGAUGGACGACAUGGUUGAGAAGGCGCAGCCCCCCUGAAAGGCGCGUGCCAAGAGACGUCACCGGUGCCAUAGGAACAGGAUUGGGAAUCUUGAACAGCAUUGACUCAGAGGUAUUAAUGAACAAAUUAGCUGCCUCAGCCAGAGAUUUGGCUAAAUUACAGCACCCUCUACGGUCGUCCUUAUUGGCUUUAGGAACGACCCAAUGGCUUUUGUCCAACAUAUUGCCUAAUUGGGAAAACGUAAACACAGACGAUCACAAUUUGAUAAUUGAUGCACUUAAUGUUACUCAAAACAAUGUCUCUCUGGCUCUCAGCUGUGUCCAAGCUCAAUUGUGGAUGCAGUCGGUCGCCGCCUCGAUCAUAAGAGAGGGCGAAGAAGGCAUUUUCCCCACUGAAAUUCGGAAAAUAAUUUGGGAUAAUGCCAAUGAUUUUGAAAAAGAUUUCCAGUCCUGGUGGAACUUAGUAAACUUCACUUACAAUUCAGUAACAAAUACAGCUACAGCUUUUGUGUUAACUAUUAGCAAUGCUUCAGUGUACACUAUUUUCCCCAUCAUUGCAUUAGGACUGAACCAUGACGGAGCUACUCUCUACCCUCUUGAGCAUAGGGAGUGGGCCCGUCAAGUCGAUAAAAAAUGGCAAACUGUUAACUUAGAAUCCUGCAUCGUCCGAGAACAACAAGGCUUUAUCUGUGAAAGUAACGCAAUCGCAGCACGAGACAUUUGCUUAGAUACAGAGCAGAAUAUCUGUCACUUUGAGGUACACCCUAAUGAAACUUCUGAAACAGUUCUUGUGUAUAUAGGCAAUGGAUGUGCAUGCUUUAGGACUGCUUGUAAUGUAGUAACCAUAGAGAACGUUAUCCUAGAAACUAAAAAUCAUUCGAAUUUUUGUGCUUGUAACUUUACCAAAAUAACAGCCUGUGAUUUCUCAUACUCAGCUCCUGUUACAUCUUACCAGCUUCUGCAAUCUAACUACACACUGAUCCACAAGCUAUGGCCUACUCCGAUUGGUAUGAAUCUUACUUUAACAAAACAAUUUUUGCUCCACCAAGAUCUAAUUAGGAUUUUAAGGAAAAUUAAGAAAAACAGACAAAAGACUCUGAUAACUGUCCAUCACAAUGUGGAAGAAAUCCAUCGUGUUCUGGAAAGGGUAAGAAAGGAUACUGAGCACAGGUGGAUGGAUACACUUUUUGGGUGGUCACCCACAGCCACGAGUGUCCUGAAUAAAUUGUCUCAUCCCAUCGUUGUUCUUUUGAUUUUAAUUUUGAUUGGUUUUGUUUUGUCAGCAUUCUCAUUCUUUCUGAAUUGGAGAGUGAUGAGAGAGCUGAAGCGACUAGACUCUGUAAUGUAUGCACACAAUCUGGUGUACAUACCUCCCCCGAUAGAUAUACUCAGAGACAAUACACGCAUUUAGAGAUGUUGACACAAGACAAACUUUACAAGUAGGCCAUAGCCGCGGACUGUGAAAUGGAUUUUGCCUAAGUAAUACAUAUAUUUUAAGAAAAUUAUAUAUUUUGAUUUUGGUGAUUUGUGUUAAUCAUUUUUAAAUUUGUUUAUGCUACAUGAAAAUUGUUUUACAAUAAUUUUUUGCCUUGAUUGAAAAUUGUUUUAAUUAAUAUCACUAUAAUCCUCUUAAAAAUUGUUUUAAGACUUUUUGCUUUGAAUACUUGAAAAUUGUUUAAUUAAUAAUAUUAUUUUAAUUAAUAUUGUUAAGAUUUUGUCUUGAUUAUUUGAUUUUGUGAAUCAUUUAUCAUCAUGAAGAGUUUUAUUAAUCAACAACAAUUAUUUGUUUUGAAAUUUUAAUAUUAUUGGAUUUGUUUUGUCAUAAUGAUUUGUUUUGAGAUAUUAACAAUCAAUGUUAAUCAUUAUGAUAUCUCUUGUUUUUCCUUUUUCCUUCUCUAUUUCUUUUUUCCCCUCUCUCUUUUUCUCGACUCGAUUUUCCGGGGUAUACUACUGACACUGACAAUGAGUCCUGAAGACUUCAGAACAACGCAACGAACUCGACUGAUGGAGCUCUCCUGCCGACCAGUCAUGAGUCACGGGGUGGUGUAAGAGUCCGUCUGAAAAUCCCUCAUUUCUGCCUCACGACUGUCAGAGGCUGAGACCCCCAUGGACUCUGAGCCACAGCACAGGCCAAGUUUUCCCUGCACCUGUUGUCACUGGACCAAGACGCCCUCCUCAGGGACCCAUGCAUGAAACAAUGGGGACUGUUACGGUUUCUGGCCAUGUUUGCUAAGGGGUGUUUCUGUACUGACCGUACUUGGUAAGACCUGAGCUGCACCGCUCCCCCUAUUGUGAAAGAACACCUGCGAUACCCACGAAACCGACCCCCUUCCUGGCAUCUUGCCUCUCGCUUCGAAAAGAACUAUAACAACCCCACCAGAAGAGCAGGCUUCUGAGGCCUCCCCUUCGGACGACGGCUCCAUUGACCUACGUGCCACGGAGACUGCGAAGGUGGUCUGUUGGCAACGACGUCACGAGGACUCCCGUCUGUCAGUUGGUAGCUAUACCCUUUCUUUACCCCCCUUUCUCUCCCUCUCUCUCUCCCUCUCUUCUUUCCCCUUCUUUUCUAUCGCAUAACUGUGUAUAUCAAUAAAGAUACAAUUGAUUUCACUUGAA
Prinia subflava (tawny-flanked prinia) is the source of this 4601-nucleotide messenger RNA. RefSeq lists its product as uncharacterized. Bases 496 to 3396 code for a protein of 966 amino acids. The transcript has 2 exons. Lineage: Eukaryota; Metazoa; Chordata; Aves; Passeriformes; Cisticolidae. The record is from RefSeq and is a predicted model, not a curated record.